AGUGAAGGAGAGGCGAUAUCCGAGUGUUCUGGGGUCAUCCUAGCCUGCUCCCAACCGUCGUUUUUACUAUUCCAUAUAUAGCUCCUGACAACUGUGUCCAGGGGCUGGAACUCCCAGCUCUUCCCCCCACCUCCUGUCACAUUUCUGCUUCUGAAGCCUGAGCACAGCUCUUGGCUACCGCUCUGGUCUCUGGAUAGCCACUGCAAGAGGAUGGCUGAGAAGCAGGAGCAGCCCAAAGCCUCUGAGAAUGGUGAAAAGGCCGAAAAGGCUGAAAAGGCUGAAACUGCAGAAACUGCAGAAAACGCAGAGGAGUCUGAAAAGCCAAAGGAGCUAGAGGAGCUACCACCCUUUGAAAUUGUAACAGGGGAACGGUUUCCAGCCUUCUUUUUCAAAUUCCAGUUCAGGAAUGUAGAAUACAGUUCAGGCAGAAACAAGACUUUCCUAUGCUAUAUCAUAGAGAUUCAAGCCAAGGAGUCAAAAACCUUCCGGGGAUAUCUGGAGGAUGAACAUGCAGCAGCCCAUGCAGAAGAUGCCUUCUUCAAUACCAUCCUGCCCACAUGCGAAUCUGGCCUACGCUACAACGUUACCUGGUACGUAUCUUCCAGCCCCUGUGUUGGCUGUGCUGAUCGGAUAACUAAGGCACUGCAGAAGAAUAAGAAUCUGCGGCUCUCCAUCAUAGUGGGCCGUCUCUUCAUGUGGGAGGAGCCUGAGAUCCAAGCUGCUCUGAAGAAAAUGAAGACAGCUGGCUGUAAAUUGAGAAUCAUGAAGCCUCAAGACUUUGAGUACGUCUGGCAGAAUUUUGCAGAGCAGGAGGAAGGUGAAGAAGCUAAGGCAUUUACACCCUGGGAGGACAUUCAAGAGAACUACCAGUAUUAUGAAGAAAAGCUUGCUGAAAUUUUGCAUUGAGGUUCAGGGCCUGCUUGUAAGAAGUCUGCCAACCCUAUGGAGAGACAAGCAUGAUAUGCUUUGACAUCUGGGACUUCCCCUUCAGUCUUCCAGAGUCACUUUGAAAAAGAAAAAUACCACCACAAGUCUCUGGUUGACAUGGUGCCAUGCUGACAGACUAAAAAUACAUUUAUUAUGCUGCAUGUAGGCAUUUGGUUGUUUGAAAUAUAUAAACCUGCAGUGGCGCUGUUCAUAUGGAAGGAAAAAGCAUUAAGGUGUGGAAUGAAGUUAAAGAUCUACAGUGCAAAGUUUUUUCAUCUUUGAAAACUGUGGGCAAACAAGUCAAACCACACCAAAAAGCACCCUACAAAACAAUGCAAAUUAAAUAAGUUUAGCAAAUGUGUAUUUUUAAAAAUAUUUCAGAUCUUCUUCAAGACAACAUAAAAUAAGUAUUGAAAUUCUUUUGGUCUCUUUUUCAUCAUGCAUAGCUAAAAUCCAUAGCUUAAUAUGCAGGUUAGUUGCUCUGUGGCAGAUAAAUAAAGCUCAAUAUCUGGUCUAUCACAAGAGUUCACAACAUAAAAGAGCAAAUGAAAAAAUAAAGCACUUGCUGAAUUUAA
Rhineura floridana is the source of this 1502-nucleotide messenger RNA. It is a transcript of the gene APOBEC2, whose product is annotated as apolipoprotein B mRNA editing enzyme catalytic subunit 2. The record is from RefSeq and is a predicted model, not a curated record. The transcript has 3 exons. Gene Ontology annotation, biological process: cytidine to uridine editing. Gene Ontology annotation, molecular function: RNA binding; cytidine deaminase activity. Gene Ontology annotation, cellular component: nucleus; cytoplasm. Lineage: Eukaryota; Metazoa; Chordata; Lepidosauria; Squamata; Rhineuridae. The coding region runs from base 211 to 906 and encodes 231 amino acids.